This is a messenger RNA of Centropristis striata (black sea bass), 1968 nucleotides long. RefSeq names its product solute carrier family 1 member 5 (gene slc1a5). Gene Ontology annotation, cellular component: plasma membrane. The record is from RefSeq and is a predicted model, not a curated record. NCBI's taxonomy places the organism in Eukaryota, Metazoa, Chordata, Actinopteri, Perciformes, Serranidae. The coding region runs from base 158 to 1771 and encodes 537 amino acids. Gene Ontology annotation, biological process: L-aspartate import across plasma membrane. Gene Ontology annotation, molecular function: neutral L-amino acid transmembrane transporter activity; symporter activity; L-aspartate transmembrane transporter activity. The transcript is spliced from 8 exons.
GACGCAGUGAAGAGGAGCAUCGUGCGUAAGGAAGAAGGAAACUGACAGCUUAGUGCUAUUAAAUACUUUAAUACUCUCCAUCAGAGCAACUAAUCGUUCUGUGACAAGUAUUUUUAAAUUCUGAGGUUAAUUUCCAGGGUAACUUUUAACGCGCACAAUGGCUGAGAAGAUGGACAUGGAGGAAGGGAAGGCUUCCAACGGAGAGGCGCACCUCGACGAGCCGCUGGCCAACGGCAUGAACGGCCCCAGGAAGGGCAACCAGGAGCCGGCGGGCCAGCGGCUGAAGAGGAUAGUGAUGGCCAACCUGCUGGUGAUCCUCACGGUGGCCGGGGUCAUCAUCGGCGUCUUUAUUGGACUCGGCGUGCGCAACGUGGCACUGACAAGGACCCAGAUCAUCUACAUCGGUUUCCCGGGAGAGCUGCUGAUCCGGCUGCUGAAGAUGAUCAUCAUCCCCCUGGUGGUGUGCAGCCUGGUGUCCGGGGCCGCCAGCCUCGACCCCAAAGCCCUGGGUAAACUGGGCGGCUGGGCCAUGCUCUUCUUCCUGGUCACCACCUUAAUUGCUUCAUCCAUCGGGGUUGUGAUGGCUUUCAUCAUUAACCCGGGCUCCGUGACCACCAAACCCAAGGUGUCGGGCUUGGAUGACAGCGUGCCGGCCUCUAAAGAAGUCAUAGACUCCUUUUUAGAUUUGAUAAGAAACAUAUUUCCCUCCAACCUGGUUUCUGCUGCCUUUCAAUCAUAUGCAACCAGUUACAAGCUGGUUACCACUAAUGGCACAAAUGGACUCCCCAAUAUCACAGUGGAGAAGGUUCCCAUUGGAACAGACCAGGACGGGAUGAAUAUUCUGGGUCUGGUGGUGUUUGCCAUCGUGUUCGGUGUGGCUCUGAGGAAGCUGGGAGAGGAAGGAGAGAUCCUCAUUAAGUUCUUCAACUCCUUUAACGAGGCCACCAUGGUGCUGGUCUCCUGGAUCAUGUGGUACGCCCCUCUCGGUAUAAUGUUCCUUGUAGCUGGUAAGAUCGUAGAGAUGGAUGAUGUCGGCACACUAUUUGCCAGUCUUGGUAAAUAUAUCGCCUGCUGUAUCCUCGGACACGCCAUCCAUGGCCUUCUGGUGCUGCCUGGCAUUUAUUUUAUCAUCACACGAAAGAACCCGUACACCUUCCUCUGGGGGAUAUUCACCGCUCUGGCAACCGCCUUCGGAACGAGCUCCAGCUCUGCCACUCUGCCCCUGAUGAUGAAGUGUGUGGAGGAAAAUAACGGCGUUUCCAAGCACAUCAGCCGUUUCAUCCUGCCCAUCGGAGCCACGGUCAACAUGGACGGAGCCGCUCUCUUCCAGUGCGUCGCGGCUGUUUUCAUCGCUCAGCUCAACAACUAUCCACUGAACUUCAUCCAAGUCAUCACCAUCCUCGUGACGGCUACAGCCUCCAGUGUUGGAGCAGCAGGUAUUCCUGCUGGCGGUGUGUUGACUCUCGCCAUCAUCCUGGAGGCAGUCGGACUGCCAACCAAUGACAUCUCUCUAAUCCUGGCUGUUGACUGGCUUGUUGACCGUACCUGCACAAUCCUGAAUGUGGAGGGUGAUGCGUUUGGAGCCGGGCUUCUGCAGCACUUUGUGGAUCGCACUUCCAAACGAGAGGAGGGCGUGGAGCUGAGCGAGGUCAGGCUGGACGGCGACUCGUUAGCUCCCGCCCCCGAGCACUCGCCGCUCAUUGAGAAGCGAGGUGGCCGGGACAGUGCAGAAGCUGCUAAGAAGGCUGGAGAAAAAGAGCUGGUCAUGUAAAACCAGCAGCUGACACCAUCACUGACAAUAAUAUUUUACACUCCUGCAAAAACUGAAACCUGAGGUUUUAAACCGUCUUUUUCCGUUUUCUCGGCCCUGAAGAAAAGAAAAGAAAAGGAGGGACGUGCACGCUGCGGUUCUAUGAAAAGCUCUCGGUUUGUAACACUGUUCUGUGCAGAAAGCUAAAAAGGCAAGAG